UCUUCCCCAACCCAACCACCGCACCCAGCCGGGCCAGAGAGAGCAACGCGACGCGGCCACCGAGGGCUCUCCCCCCUUCGCCUGUCCCUCUCUGAUUGGCCUCCACCUCUCCUAGCUGCCGCGCCCGCGCCGCCGCGGUGGGACCGGGAGGAGGAGGAGGAGGAGGAGGGCUGGUGGCGGCGGCCGCGCCUCGGGGGUGCCCCCGCGAUGGAGUGGGCGUCGGCGGCGUACACGGCCGCGGCGCUCGUGUGCGCCGCGGCGGCCACCGUGGUCGCGCUCGUGCACAUCUACCGGCACCUCCUCCACUACGCUGAGCCAAUCUACCAGCGGUUCAUCGUCCGCAUGAUCUUCAUGGUCCCGGUAUAUGCUGUGAUGUCAUUCCUUUCCCUUAUCCUUCCUGAAAAUGCGAUAUAUUUCAAUUCUAUUCGAGAGAUCUAUGAUGCUUGGGUCAUCUACAAUUUCCUCUCACUCUGCUUGGCAUGGGUGGGAGGUCCUGGUGCUGUGGUUGUAAGUUUGAGUGGCCGAACCCUGAAACCGUCAUGGAUUCUGAUGACUUGUUGUUAUCCAGCUAUUCCUCUAGAUGGGCGUUUUAUACGAAGAUGCAAACAAGGUUGCUUGCAAUUUGUGAUUCUCAAGCCUAUUUUGGUUGUUAUCACCUUCAUACUUUAUGCAAAAGGAAAAUACAAGGACGGAAACUUCAGUGUCAACCAAUCCUAUCUGUACAUAACAAUCAUAUAUACAAUCUCAUACUCAAUGGCAUUAUAUGCCCUCGCCUUGUUCUAUGCGGCAUGCAGGGAUCUACUUCGGCCAUACAAUCCUGUCCCAAAAUUCAUAAUGAUCAAAUCGGUCGUGUUUCUCACAUAUUGGCAGGGUGUCCUGGUUUUCCUUGUUGCAAAAUCUCGACUUAUCAAGAAUGCUGAUAAGGCCGCUGAUCUCCAGAACUUUGUAUUGUGUGUUGAGAUGCUCAUAGCAGCCAUCGGGCACUUAUUUGCCUUCCCCUACAAGGAAUAUGCAGGUCCCAAUGCCCGCCCUGCUGGUGGUUUCAGAGAAAGCCUUCUUCAUGCUUUGAAGUUCAAUGAUUUUUACCAUGACACUGUUCACCAGUUUGCUCCUACAUACAACGAAUAUGUGCUCUACAAUCACAAUGAGGGAGAUAAUGCACAAACAAAGUAUCCCUCAGGGAGCACCGCGCCAAGCGGGCAGGGUGUAGAGUUAGCUGGCAUCACCGUGGUAGCUUCAAAUAGUCCAGUGACAUCAAGUGCCUCAUCGAACCAGGCAGAUCAGGAAGAAACAAUGACAACCCCAAUCAAGGACAAAGUCGAUCCUCCUGGAGGGCUUUAUGACCUCACGGACUUGCUAGACGUGGAUUUGUCUAACUACCCAGCCAAGGUUCCUGCAAUCACCGAUGUAAGAAAACAAUGAUCAAGCUCGAUGUGGGGCUCUUUGUAGGGUUGCAUUUCGGGGAAAAUCGUGAUUUUUGUUGAAGGGUCGGCAUAGUUAACAUUGUAAAAAUGUGUGUAUUACUUGUUCUGAUUUUUCCCCAUUGAAGGGGCCCUAUUCAUGUCAGCAACUGCUGCCACACGGCCUCUCACCUCGCUCUUUACUAACUGUGCAAUGUUGUGAGCUCAAGGUGAACUGAAGUGAAAAAUAGAGUCAUACUGAAUACAAUACUCUGCAUUUCUGAUCUAA
Molecule: messenger RNA, 1689 nt
Organism: Setaria italica (foxtail millet)
Lineage: Eukaryota; Viridiplantae; Streptophyta; Magnoliopsida; Poales; Poaceae
Product: transmembrane protein 184A
Exons: 6
Coding region: 208-1422 (404 amino acids)
Biological process (GO): transport
Molecular function (GO): transporter activity
Source: RefSeq, a predicted model, not a curated record